AUGAAGGGUCAGAAUCAAAAUAGCCGUGGUAGUAGCAAUCCUAGGGCGGGUGCCAAUGGACACCGCCGUUCGAAUUCCCGUUAUAAUACUGGAAAUUAUCAAAAUAUUUCUCAAGGACAGCAGAGUAAUAAUGAGGAAUCUAUAAAUAGCGACAAAUUGUUACACUUAGUUGCCAAAUCUAUUGGUAAGAAGUGUAUUGCAACUGUUAGUUCAGGUGCACGUUAUCAAGGAUUGUUGGUAAGUGCCGAUUUAUCGUCACAACAAGGACAGGAUGUUUCAUCUCCGUUAUCAAUUGUCUUGCAAUCUCCGCAGAUUUUUUCAAAGUCAUUAAUUGAUGAGAAAAGCAAUUCUGACAAAGCGAAUGAAAUUCCAGAAAAGUUGAUUAUUCAAGCAAAAGACUUGAUGGACUUGGAAGUUUCGAAUGUGGAUGUCAAUGAACCAGCUACCAAGGACCUGAAUCCACGUUCUGUUUCACCAACGUCGGGUGCGAAUACAGCAUCGCCUCCUGCUGCAAACGAAAGCAAAUUUAAGACCGAUACAGAUAUAAGUGGUCGUUUACAAAUCAAAGAAAGAGAACUUCAAAGAUGGGUUCCAGAAGAAGAUUCAACUGCAUUCGCUUUAGAGGAUGAUACUUUUAAUAAUUCAAGUGCGACAUGGGAUCAAUUCAAAGUAAACGAAGAGAAAUUCGGUGUUGAAUCUAGCUAUGAUGAACAUUUAUAUACAACGAGAAUUAAUACUGCAGCUCCUGAUUACCAUGCGAGGUUACGAAAAGCGGAAAAGAUUGCUAAAGAAAUUGAAAAUCAAACUACUGGUAAUCGUCACGUUUUGGAAGAAAGAGGCAUUGAGGUCGACGAUAGUGGAAUUGACGAGGAAGAUAAAUAUUCUGGUGUUGAUAGAAGAGGCGAUGAAUUAAUGGCUGCUUUAAGAAAUGCUAAUAUUUCCACCGAAUCAACUUCUAGUAACAUUCUGAAUACACCUGGUAAGUAUGUUCCUCCAAGACAAAGAGCUGCACAGUAUCACGAUGACCCAGCAAUUAUAUCUAGCUCGGCAGCGCAACCUGGUAAAAAACCGGCUGAUUCUCAACAAAAGGUUGCUGAAACACCAAUUAAUCCUAAAGUAAAUAACAUGUCCAGCAAACCAGAUUCUAUACCUCCUAAGCCACAGGUUUCAAACCAACAUAACGAGUCAUUCAGACUUAAUGCUCAGAGUGAAAUCAAUUCCCUUCGGGAAUUUAGUGCUAAUUUUAAAAUUCCUCAUCAAAUGCCAACGGAUUUAUUACCAAUAUUAUCGAAGGAUAAAUUAAAGCAAGAUGAGAUAUUAAAUAAGCAAAAGGAGCAACAAUUAUUAAAGGCUCAAAGAAAGGAACAGAAGCAAGCGGAAUUGGCAAAAUUAACAAAUUCUCUGACUGAUGUAUCAGCUCAAGAACAGAGUCAACCCCAACAAAGAAAGAAAAUGGAUCCAACGAGACCUGCUUUCAAAUUGAAUCCAAAGGCCGCAGCUUUUACUCCUUCAAGUAAGCACACGCAAUUAUCGCCAAACCCACCCAAGGCCAGCUUCCAUAAAGCACCCAAUAACCCUUCUCCAAGAAUGGGUAACCAAAGGCCGUUCACUAGUGGAAGCGGAUCGAGUGUUGGGUCUAACGCUAAUGCGAAACGUCAUUAUCAAAUUUCACCAGCAGAUUUCUUUGGAGGUGUCAAUAGAAUUCCGACGAAAGAAGGCCAAGAGCAAAAGGCCAAAGAUUUCAAGUUUGCUUUUAACUUGUUCAUCACAACUAAGAAGAGGGCGGCAGCAGAUCAUAGUCCAGUGAAUUUUGAAAAGACUUUUUACACACCUCCAACUUGGAACUCUACUAUUGAUGAUACAUAUGAUAAGUUAUUCCCAUCACCAAACACUAUUAGAGGACCUGGUAUGGGAUUACCUACAUCCAAUAGCAUGCCAUUUAUGCCAAGUCCUAUGAUGGGGGCUCCAUCGCCUGUCAUACCAGGGGGAUUUUCUGGUAUGCCAGGAACUCCAAAUGGUAAUAAAUUCACUCUCUCGCCUCAGCAGCAGCAACAACAGCAAGCAGCAGCUGCAAUGGCUGCACAUUUCCAACAACAACAGUUCCACGCAGCCAUGAUGUAUCAACAACAACAGUUUUCUGGUGUACCUCCUGGUCAACCGCCAAUGCCAAUGUACGGACCUGGCGGUGAGCCUCCUUUCCUUCCUCCUGGUGGAUUUAUGAUGCCCCCAGGAAACUUCAAUGCAGGCGGUAGUCCAGUUAAUGGCAAUGUCAUGAUGAACCCAAGCCCAUACAAUAAUGUGAGUGGAAACCAAAUGAACGCCAACUACAAUAACCAUCACCAAGGUAGUAGCAGUGGAAAUAGGAGAUAUAAUAAUCAUCACAAUCAAACUUCCCAACAUGGUCAUAAAAGAGGAAGUAAUGCUUAA
This is a messenger RNA of Debaryomyces fabryi, 2427 nucleotides long. RefSeq lists its product as uncharacterized. Lineage: Eukaryota; Fungi; Ascomycota; Pichiomycetes; Serinales; Debaryomycetaceae. Bases 1 to 2427 code for a protein of 808 amino acids. Gene Ontology annotation, biological process: cytoplasmic stress granule assembly. The record is from RefSeq and is a predicted model, not a curated record. Gene Ontology annotation, cellular component: cytoplasmic stress granule. The transcript has a single exon. Gene Ontology annotation, molecular function: RNA binding.